This is a messenger RNA of Suillus paluster, 2088 nucleotides long. RefSeq names its product heterokaryon incompatibility protein-domain-containing protein. NCBI's taxonomy places the organism in Eukaryota, Fungi, Basidiomycota, Agaricomycetes, Boletales, Suillaceae. The coding region runs from base 251 to 1873 and encodes 540 amino acids. The record is from RefSeq and is a predicted model, not a curated record. The transcript has a single exon.
UCAACCACAUUUCCUCGGUACAUUAUAUCACCUUCUCCACGGAUGGCAAGCGAAUCCUCAGCGGAGGUUCUGAUAAGAGUCUGAGCAUCUCAGAAUGGGACAUCCCAGAUGCUCUGCCAGAGAAACCUCUCGAUGCACAGAUGACAAACAAUGUUGCUUUCUCGUCUCUUCAUAAUCUCUUGUCGCGCAAGGACGCUUUGCAGGAGGACACUCCAAAGGAACAGUUGUCCCACAAGGUAAGACCGUGUUCAUGUCAUGUCCCUUCGUCUUCUUACCUUGCAUUAAGGAUGCUCUACGUUACGAACAGCUGCCCCAGCAGUGCGUCGAUGCUGACACAGAACGGGCUAUUCGUGUGGUCAUUGACACUCAACUCGAAAAUGCCCCGCUUCGUCUACUCCACACCACCACCGGUCUUUUGUGUGAUCGACAGUCACAGAUCAGCACUUUCAAAGCAAAUACGGAGUACCAGCAGCUUCUGCUGUUAAUCACCAACCUUCCGGACCUUCUUCCAGACCUCCGGGCGGAGCUGAUCAAGGAAGCGGUAGAGGUGUACUUCCGUUGUGUCAUGCUAUCCCAUAGGUGGGAAGGUAAUGAGCCGCAGCUGCACCACAUCAAGGACCGGGAUGUAUACAAGUUGGAGGCAGCUAGCGGCAUCGUGAAGUUGCAGUCGUUCUGCAAAGUGGCCCGUGAUGAGGGGUAUCACUGGGCAUGGAUUGAUUCAUGUUGCAUCGACCAAACUGACAAGGGGGAGGUCGAUGAAUCACUCAAUUCCAUGUUUACCUGGUAUCGCGACUCGGCACUCACCAUCGUCUAUCUGUCCGAUGUCCCGCCUUCAUCCAAGUCCGGCGCACUGGCGAAGAGCGCUUGGAAUACCCGAGGAUGGACUGUCCCGGAAUUCCUUGCUCCUAAAGUCAUUCGCUUCUAUCAACAGGAUUGGACCCUAUAUCUUGAUGUCCGCUCCCCUAACCACAAGGAUUCUCUAUUGAUCAUGCGGGAGUUGGGGAGCGCGACAGGCAUUGAUGCAGGGGCCCUUGUGGACUUCCAGCCGGGCAUGACAGGUGCCCGAGAGAAACUGCAAUGGGCAUCGAAGCGUGUCACUACGCGGCAGGAAGACAUUGCAUACUCGUUGUUCGGCAUCUUCGGCGUCCAGUUACCUAUCUUUUAUGGCGAGAAGAAGCAAAAGGCGCUCGGGCGGCUCUUGCAGGAGAUUGUGGCUCAGUCGGGCGAUAUUACUGCUCUGAACUGGGUCGGAAAAUCCUCCGAGUUCAACAGCUGUCUACCAGCGGACAUUUUCUCAUACCAAGCUCCGCCAUACGCACCUCCAUCUCUGUCCGAAGAUAACAUUCGGAGAUUGGUCUCGUCACUGCGAAAUGCCAUGGCCGUGGAGUCGGCUUCAAAUCUUUAUUCCCUGUUUAAGAACAUGAACCCUCCUCGUUUUGCGAGCCGCAGACUCCAGCUGCCUUGCAUGGUAUUCCGUGUGACUGAGGUCAGACGGACACCUGGUCAAGCCCAGGGGGCAUGCUUCACAUACGAAGUCGAGGCAGACGGACUUCGUGACCUGGUGGUCACCACGGAAAAUGAGCUCAUUGAGUUCUCGCGGGCAAGGCCCAUUCGGCAGACAUUCGUGCUCGUCCGCCCGUGGGAUCGUUGUCUCCUCGAGCUGCCUGAGCCGUUUGGACUUGAUUCGGAGUCCCACUCACGAGAGUUUCGAUUGAUGGUUCACCUUAGACAGCCUUUCGGCGCAUUGUUGCUGGCAGAGCAGCGUCGCGGAGAAUAUAAGAGAAUCGCAUCGGAUUACGAUAUCAUUGCACAAGUCAGAGACAUGGCUUCUAUUGACGACAUGAUGGACGUUAGGCGACUAGAGAUUUUGUAGUUGUAUCAUAUAGGCAUGUAGGAUGGAUAUCUGUUGCGUCAUUUUCAUCUGUACCCUGAUAGUACUUAAAUCUUUAAGACUGGUGCACGCUGUAUCUCAGUCAGGCAUCGAGGGAGGCCUUCUCUUUCUUCAGUGUCUUCUUAGGGUUUGAUGACCUUGCAUAGCAUCAGUAAAACGACCGGUUGCUUUUCUCACUUAAUUUGUCACUUAAUUAC